AUGAACAACCUUCAACGUGCUGUUUAUCAUGAACGCCAAGAAGACGGCUCGAUGCUUUGUGCCCAACAUGCACUCAACUCACUGCUCCAGGGAAACUAUUUUACUGCACCGGAUCUUUCUGAACUAGCGAAGAAUCUUGAUACCUUGGAGGAAAGCUACGAUGACGACAACCAUGGGUCGCGGAGCGGAAACAUGGAUGACUCAGGCUUUUUCUCUGUCCAAGUUUUGGAAAACGCCCUCAACGUUUGGGGCAUUCGGCUGGCGCGGUGGCGAAGCGAAGAAAUGAGGCCUUUCCACGACCAUCCCGAAAACCAAUUAGCAUUCAUCCUCAACUACGAGCAGCACUGGUUUACCCUACGACGGUUUGGUCAACACUGGUUCAACCUCAACUCCUUCUGCGCUAGGCCAGAGUGGGUCUCGAAGACAUACUUAGCAAUGGUACUCCAACAAGCAGAGGCGGACGGCUACAGUGUUUUUGUUGCUACGUCGGCGGACUCCUCCAACACCUCACUCCCCCAUGCGGAUGCGGACGAUCUCGCGCUUACCGUUGCAGAGCCAACUUCCUCAGGUCGGCCUGACCCACAGUCUUUCUCAUCGCAGUCGACGGCGAUUGAGGGAAUGGAAGACGAAGAUUACGAGCUUCAGGCUGCACUCCAUGCGUCACUGAUGGGUGGUGAAUUGGAAGCCCUAGCACCACCAGUUAUCCAGCCAAGCGUCCCUCCCACCGAGGAAGUCAGUUCAGAGCUGGACCCAGUGGCUGCAAGCAUGGAACGGAAUAGAAGGGCCUUGGAACAGAUGAAGGCUGAGCAAGCCUAUGCUCAACAACAGCUAUGGUCUGACUCGGAUCGAAACGAGGAUGACGAUGAUGAACAUUUUCGGCGCGCAAUGGAAGAAAGCCAAUCGGUCAAUGUACCUCAAGCAAGCGUGCCUCAGCACCGAGUUUACGAUGAUGAUGAUGCCGAACUUCAGGCGGCUCUGAAGGCGUCGUUAGAGGAAGUACCUACUGGCUGGGUAAUGCCAGAAGACUUAUCCCCGCAACCGGAUUUGCCCACCAACACCAAUCCAGAGCCUGUAGUUGAAAGUGUGGAAGUUGAGGAAACAGUUGCUCAGUCUCCGCCCGUAGAAGAAGUUAGUAUCGACGAAAUGCGUCGUCGGAGACUGGCAAGGUUUGGUGGUACAUAA
Molecule: messenger RNA, 1182 nt
Organism: Mycena indigotica
Lineage: Eukaryota; Fungi; Basidiomycota; Agaricomycetes; Agaricales; Mycenaceae
Product: Josephin domain-containing protein
Exons: 10
Coding region: 1-1182 (393 amino acids)
Biological process (GO): protein deubiquitination
Cellular component (GO): nucleus
Molecular function (GO): cysteine-type deubiquitinase activity
Source: RefSeq, a predicted model, not a curated record